AUGCAAGAAGCUACUAGCUAUACAACUACAGCAACAACACUGGUAGAUGGCAGUCAAAUCUUUGUCUCCACAUCUCGGACAAUGCCACAAACCAGCGUAAAGGCUACAGCUACUACAACAAUAGAUAGCUCAAGCACUUCUUCUACCGAAACAUCAUAUGAAUUGCUUGCGACAGAAUCAAAUCAAAUACCUAGUACGACUGAUAAUAACUUUAUUAGAGAAACACCCACGUCAGUGCUCUCGAUGAAUGCAAUAGUAUCAACCAAGACCAUUGCUUCAUUCUUCUCUAGGCCAACAUCCCGUCUAUUAGCACCUCCCAAAGAUCGCCCCUUGAGAGACAAAAGCCCCAUCAGUUCUUCUCUCAUACCAUCCGCCUCCACAACACCCUCUCCUUCCACUAUUCAGCCCAUUCCUGCCAAAGUAACUACCAAUAGUAGCACAAAAGUACCUGCUUCUACAACCACACAUACCAAUGAAACGAAUGACGACGACAAUAGCGCCUAUUAUCACAAGGCUCAAAUACAUUCCUCAAUCCGUGAUCUGGGCUUGGGGUUAGGGCUAGGAUUUGGAGGCUUCAGCAUCCUUGUAUUGGCAGCAUUGCUGAUCCAAAACUACCAGAAACGACAAAGAAACCAAAGCUCUUUCCGCACAAGCAACCAUAUAGAUGACAAUGGCGUCUUUUUUACAGAAAAACCAUCCAUAUUCAAGCGAAAAAGCGCUAGUAGAAACUCCAAGCAAGCCUCUUAUAUCAGUACAAAAUGGAGAUCACACAGCUUCUUGGGUGUGGUAGCAAAUGCGAUUGCAGCAACAUUUUCAAAACGAGGCUCUAGCAAUAGCUUUUCUCAGUUUGGUGAAUCAAGAGUUGUGGAUUACGAUCCAUUAACAUAUCCUCAGCCGCUAUACAGCCCCGUUAAAGCGACAUACCAAGAUAUGUGA
This is a messenger RNA of Mucor velutinosus, 936 nucleotides long. RefSeq lists its product as uncharacterized. Bases 1 to 936 code for a protein of 311 amino acids. The transcript has a single exon. Lineage: Eukaryota; Fungi; Mucoromycota; Mucoromycetes; Mucorales; Mucoraceae. The record is from RefSeq and is a predicted model, not a curated record.